UCAAAAUAUAUCGAUGCAAAUACACUUUGAACUACAAUAAUAUAUCGAUGUCUGAUUCUAAAACUGAGUCCGAUGAGGACAUUAAAAGUUUAGUUGUGAUUGGACAAAGAAAGAAAAAUACUGGAAAAAGGCCAAUGAUCGAUUUGGAAAAUGUUCGUACAUCAAAAGAUGGAGAGGGUAAGAAUUCAAAAGAUGAAGAUGCAAAACAAUUCAAGUCCAAAGAACAUGUAGAUCCAGAUGUUUUAGUCGAACUGGCAAGUGAAUACCAAAAGAGGAUGAAGAAAAUUCCAAUUCCAACAGGUCGUGUGCAAUAUGGUGUGGUAGUUAACUGGCAAUGUUUAGCCAAAACAAUGAAGUUAUUGUAUGGACAGCCAUUGCAUUAUCUUACUUACAUGCUUUGUAAACAAUGGGAUGAAUCAUGGUUUGGAAGUGAAGAUCGAGAAAAGCCAUUGGAUAUUAUGAUUAAAUGGAGCAGUGCAGAAGUAACUUUGUGGAAUGUUGAACAAGUUCAUAGACUUUGCACUUCUCCUAUAUAUCUUGCUAAGCUUUGGCUUAAUGAUCCUGAAUAUCAUGCUUUUGUUCAUGAGGUUAUUCCAUUUCGUUGAUGCAUGCAUGCUCAAUAUGAAUUCAACAUUAUUGUUGCCAAAUAAAGAAACUUUGUUGUUCAGUUUUUAAGUUCUGCAAUCACUGCAUGAGAUUGUGAUUAAUACAUUAUGAUUUUGAGAUUAAUUUGCUCUUAACUUCUAUGAUU
This is a messenger RNA of Cicer arietinum (chickpea), 751 nucleotides long. Lineage: Eukaryota; Viridiplantae; Streptophyta; Magnoliopsida; Fabales; Fabaceae. The record is from RefSeq and is a predicted model, not a curated record.